Messenger RNA from Sinocyclocheilus rhinocerous, 1952 nucleotides. RefSeq names its product syntaxin-3-like. Lineage: Eukaryota; Metazoa; Chordata; Actinopteri; Cypriniformes; Cyprinidae. Gene Ontology annotation, cellular component: plasma membrane; endomembrane system; postsynapse. The record is from RefSeq and is a predicted model, not a curated record. Gene Ontology annotation, molecular function: SNARE binding; SNAP receptor activity. Bases 319 to 1035 code for a protein of 238 amino acids. The transcript is spliced from 9 exons. Gene Ontology annotation, biological process: intracellular protein transport; exocytic insertion of neurotransmitter receptor to postsynaptic membrane; vesicle fusion.
GAGAGAGAGAGAGAGAAAGAGCGAGAGAGAGAGAGCUCUUUCAGACCGAUUAUAACGAGAAAAGAGGGAGAGGGAGGAAAACAGAUUAAGCAGACUGAACACAACUGUUGUUUUAAUCCUCUGAGCGGAUAGAUUUAGAGGAAAAAACUCCUGGUUUGGAGAAGAGCAGCCAUAUUGCAUGGAGCUGGUGCCAUAACAAGACACAGCGGAGCAGGAAUACGAGGACUUCAGGAGCGGACGCUACUUUUGACUCUGACUCGCUCCUAUUUAUUAUUUAUUUAUUUUAUUUUUAGACAGUGUUAACCAAUAGAUUGAAAGAUGAAGGACCGACUGGAGCAACUAAAGGCGACAUGCGACCAUGAUGAUGAAGAUGUUGAGAUCGCCGUGGACAACCCUGCCUUUAUGGAUGAGUUUUUCUCCCAGAUUGAAGACAUCAGGAACAGCAUUAAUAAGAUCGACGAGAAUGUGGCCGAAGUGAAGAAACUUUACUCAGUUAUUCUUUCUGCACCAACAUCUGACCAGAAAACACAGGAUGAUUUGGAGGCGCUUACUAACGAUAUCAAGAAAAUGGCCAACAAUGCUCGUAACAAACUGAAGAAGAAAAGCAAAGGUCGCAUUCAGAGACAAUUAGAGAUCACUGGUAAAGCCACAACUGAUGAGGAGCUGGAGGAGAUGCUGGAGGGAGGAAACGCAGCCGUUUUCACAGCGGGGAUUGUGGAUUCAGGGAUCUCCAAACAAGCACUGAGUGAGAUUGAAGCACGUCACAAAGACAUUGUGCGUCUGGAGAGCAGCAUAAAGGAGCUGCAUGACAUGUUUGUGGACAUCGCCAUGCUGGUGGAGAGCCAGGGCAACAUGGUUGAUAACAUUGAGGUGAAUGUAGGUAAAGCAGUCGAUCACGUUGAAGUGGCAAAGACUGAAACCAAGAAAGCAGUCAGGUAUCAGAGUAAAGCCCGGAAGAAGAUGAUCAUACUGGGUGUGAUUGGUGCUGUGGUGCUUAUCAUCAUCCUCAUCAUCAUCCUCACACAGGUUCUAUGAUAACCUCUGUGGCUGCUCAUGAACUCUUUAUUAUUAUAGAUGAUCAUUUCCUCCACUCCUUUCCAUCCUCCCUGUUAUUCCUUGGAAGUACGUCAAGAUGAAAGCUCCGCCCCCUGUACCUGUGGCCCCUCCCUUCAUCAGCACAAACCAAUGGGAAUCUACUCUGCUGGAACCCUAGUGAUGGUCAAGGAAACAGAUUGUGUUUUUUUUGUAAGGACGUGAAGGAACUUCUACUAUAUGCCAGGAAUGGCGUUUGAAGGAAGCACAUUUUAAAUCCAUGAGCACAGAAUAAGGGAUUUUUAUGAGACUUACAAGGGAAAUGUAACCUAUUGUUUUUAUUGGAUUGUGUUUUCAUAAGACACAUCAAUGGCUACAUCUGCUGGUUGAGCUACUGAACUGUUCCUGAUCAAAAGGGCUCAGAUAUGAUUUCAGCUUCUAUUUUGGAUCCCUGUGAAAUGAACACAAUAAGCUAAGCUUUGAUGGGUCGUCCAGAAUGGAAGAAAUCCACAUGUGUAUGUUUUUAAUGUGAUGAACGUCUGUAUGGGAUUUAACCAAAGGAAUAAAUUACAUUAUAUGUUUUCUAAGUAUUUUGUUAAUAUUUGAGAAAUUAAUGGAUGGAUUCAUGGGAAUCAUUAUCAUAAAACUGUCAUUAGUUUAUAUAAUAAAUAAUAUUAAUAUUUAGCAGUCAGCGAAUAUGGGUUUAUAUGCGAGUAUGGGUUCAAUAGUUACACUAUUACUUAAACUGUUAUUCCCAGUCAUAAAUAUGUGGUUACAGACCAGGAAAAAAUUUAUUAAAAACCCAAACCUAAAGUGCUAAAUCUCAUCACAGUACUUACAUUUACUAGUUAGUUAUCUAUUCAAAUUAUAAGUAUCACUUAGUUUCAGUGUUCCUUGUAAUAAAUUAUUAUCAAUUAAAU